AUGGAGAAUGGAAACAAUGUGACUGAAUUCAUUCUCCUGGGCCUCACACAGAAUCCAGAGAUGCAGAAAAUUAUAUUUGUGGUGUUCUUACUAAUUUACUUGGUAACUUUGGUGGGUAACUUGCUUAUUAUUGUUACUGUCACAACCAGCCAAGCUCUGAACUCUCCCAUGUACUUCUUUCUGUCUUUCCUGUCCAUAAUAGAUGGUCUUUGUUCUUCUUCCAUGGCCCCCAAACUGAUAGUUGACUCAUUAUAUGAAAAGAAAAUCAUAUCUUUUAAUGGAUGUAUGACUCAACUCUUUGCAGAACAUUUCUUUGGUGGUGCUGAGAUCAUCUUGCUAACAGUCAUGGCCUAUGACCGUUAUGUAGCCAUCUGCAAGCCUCUGCACUAUACUACAAUCAUGAGCCAGAGGCUCUGUGGUCUCCUUGUGGGGGUAGCAUGGGCUGGAGGCUUUCUCCAUGCAAUAAUACAGCUUCUCUUCACAGUCUGGUUGCCAUUCUGUGGGCCCAAUGUCAUAGAUCACUUCAUGUGUGAUUUGAACCCUUUACUCAAACUUGUCUGCAUGGACACCCAUAAUCUUGGCCUCUUUGUUGCAGCAAAUAGUGGCCUCAUCUGUCUUUUAAACUUUCUCCUAUUGAUGGCUUCCUAUGCUGUCAUCUUUAAUUCUUUGAAAACUCACAGUCGGGAAAGCAGACGCAAAGCCCUCUCGACUUGUGUGUCUCACAUCACUGUUGUUAUCCUAUUUUUUGUGCCUUGUAUAUUUGUGUACUUGAGGCCUGUGGUAAUUCUACCCAUAGAUAAAGCUGUGACAGUAUUUUAUACUCUGGUAGCCCCCAUGUUACAUCCCCUGAUCUAUACACUGAGAAAUGCAGAGGUGAAAAAUGCCAUGAGGAAACUCUGGGAAAAAAGUAUGUCUUCAAAUGAGAAAUGA
This is a messenger RNA of Gracilinanus agilis (Agile Gracile Mouse Opossum), 930 nucleotides long. Its product is annotated as olfactory receptor 4C12-like. The record is from RefSeq and is a predicted model, not a curated record. Bases 1 to 930 code for a protein of 309 amino acids. The transcript has a single exon. Gene Ontology annotation, biological process: G protein-coupled receptor signaling pathway. Gene Ontology annotation, molecular function: olfactory receptor activity; G protein-coupled receptor activity. Lineage: Eukaryota; Metazoa; Chordata; Mammalia; Didelphimorphia; Didelphidae. Gene Ontology annotation, cellular component: membrane.